AUGUUGGAAUGUCUAAGCGCUCUGCUGGUUCUCUUUGCCGGUGGUGGUGGGAGCGUUCUCGCAGCGGUUCAAAGCAAAACUGUGGCAGAUCCUAACUUAUGUCCAGGUUACAAUUCACAACUGAUUUCCCCCUUCCUCUCCAGUUGCAAACGAAAUUUAAGUGAAUGCGUGUCCCGUUAUUUUGAUGAACAAUAUGCAUUUUGUCGGUCAUGCGUUACUGUGAAUAAUGAAACAAUGGAGGACUUGGAUAACUGCAAAUGUUUACAGUGUGCCUUGAGUUCCCUUAAUAAUAGCUGCUUUCACGAUUACUGUACCUCCAAAGAUGAGUAUGACAAGUUGCAGAUCGUUGUUGAACAAUUUCAAUUGACAAAUGGAGUUUUAGAUGACGGAGAGAUUUUGAAACCUAGAGGCAACAAAUUUUCUAGUAGAAAAUUGUCUUAUUUCGUUGGUCAAAACAAUACUCUUUUUAGGAACCCUUUGCAGUUCGAAAAAAACCAAUUAAUUUCUGCACUAUUAACCUCUUUAACCAAUAAUCAAAAGACUAUAUCAUCAGUUGACAUGUUCGAAGUGGUUGACGCUAAUAAUGAAGUUCAAUAUUUGCGCGAAAGAACGAUAAGUGGUAAAACUCUGUCUCCAGCUACUGGUUAUGAAGAAGAAAACGACGGUGACUGUAGUGUGAAAGAUAAGAAGUGGGAAGGUAAAAUCGAAUACCAUGAGAACAAGAAAGUUAGUUCUGAAAACUGUAGUAAGGAUACCGAUGAUAAAAGUGGCAGUAAAAAAGAACGAAAUACGAAGGCCCCAUUAUUUCACACUGCCACCGAAAUUCAUAUGACAAGGUGGAGUUCUUGGAGGCCAAAGAAAAUUUUUACUCGUUACUUAGUGAAUGAAUACCAAAGUCCUAAAAUAAUAACCACAGUGAACAGGUUUUACAGGACCAAGACUGAUACUGAAACAGGGACGACUUUAAUCACGUCGACAAAAGCCAAAAGAAGAUGGUUUCCAAGAACUAAAAUCGUAACAAGUACCGCAACUUCGACGUUUUUGAGUAUCACGACUACUACGACAACAAAUGCUAUCGCAACGAAGUCGUUAGUAGCAGUACUUAAUCCGGAUGGAUUGAAUAAAAAAGCGGGAAUAAAUUUUGGUCUCUUUAGCGCUAAUGGUGAGCUCGCUUCACCAGAUGAAGGAGGUACACCAACAGUAGUAAGAAGAGAUAAGAUUUCUGAUCCAGGCGCUGCUAAUGAGCAGGCCACACUGUUCUCUACAACCUUUUCGCAAGUGCCGCACUUACCAGAACUAGAUUCUGGUGAAUUCAUAUCGGCGGCAUCUCAAUUAGACAAAAGGAUUUUCAUAUUCACUGCCAUCACAGUAUCAAUUACUACAUUGAUGAUGUUGGGGUUUUCUUACCGGUCGCGGGUAUCUUUUAGAGAUCAUAGUAUCGAUGACUCAGAUGAUGAUAACGAUUGGUCAGAUGACGAAGUUGAAUUUGACGAAGAGUAUUUCUAUUCUCUUCCUGUAAGCAUACCAGAAAAGGGGAUCAGCUUAGAUAAAAUGGCGCAACAACUUGGUGUAGAAUAG
Messenger RNA from Saccharomyces cerevisiae S288C, 1578 nucleotides. RefSeq lists its product as uncharacterized. Bases 1 to 1578 code for a protein of 525 amino acids. The transcript is spliced from 2 exons. Gene Ontology annotation, cellular component: membrane. Lineage: Eukaryota; Fungi; Ascomycota; Saccharomycetes; Saccharomycetales; Saccharomycetaceae. The record is from RefSeq and is marked reviewed.